GUCUGUCCAUAACGUGGGAGGGGAUAGUACCCCAUCCACGUCCGCUUAAGUAUACCAUUUCCAUUCCGCGUGCAAGCCGAGUAUAUAAAAAACUCACCCAGAACUCGGCUAGAAGAACAUCGCCAGUGUGAAAAGAACAUAUACUGAAACCAGGGAAUAUGCGCGUACAAACCACCCUUCCAACCACAAGAAGCCACGUGGCACAUGAAAAGAGCAAACGCAUAUAUACCGCAAGAACUGGCCGCGUUCAACAAAAAGAAAACCACACGCGAACUGAAGACCUCUCAAGAAAAGCGAACCCCAACCUCUAUAUAAGCGCACCCACCACAGCAGAGUAAAAAUCAAAGACGAUAAUCUCAGCGUCUGACGAUAAUCUCAGCUUCUGACGAUAUGAGCGUAGCGGUCGUUAACGGAGUAACGGUAACGGCGUUCGUCGAGGACGGUGCCGCGUUCAACAAGUGCAUGGAAGAGCGGUUCUCAACCCUCGACGUUAACGGCGACGGAGUCCUGUCACGUGCUGAGCUGCUGAGGGGUUUCGGGCCGCUGCCUGUUCGUGGGGCGGACGCCGAAACGGGCGAGGAAAUCGGGAAUCCGGAUGACGAGGUGUUUGAGAAGUUCGAUGCGGAUCGGAGCGGGACCGUUGAUCUGGAGGAGUUUAAGGCUGAGAUGAAGGAGAUCAUGCUGGCGGUCGCACGCGGGAUCGGGGACUCGCCGAUCCAGAUUGCGCUUGAGAGCGAUAGCUUCCUUAUGAGGGCUGUGGAGCACGAAUCGACCAAACGAGUUUGAAAUUAUUUUGUGGUCCGCGGAUUACUUGAUAGAGUAGUUCGCGUUGGGUUUCUUGGCUUGUUUGGCUUUUAAGCAAAGAUUAGAGAGUUAAUGA
Messenger RNA from Magnolia sinica, 880 nucleotides. RefSeq lists its product as uncharacterized. Gene Ontology annotation, molecular function: calcium ion binding. The record is from RefSeq and is a predicted model, not a curated record. The transcript has a single exon. Bases 391 to 786 code for a protein of 131 amino acids. Lineage: Eukaryota; Viridiplantae; Streptophyta; Magnoliopsida; Magnoliales; Magnoliaceae.